Messenger RNA from Exserohilum turcica Et28A, 1374 nucleotides. RefSeq lists its product as uncharacterized. Bases 1 to 1374 code for a protein of 457 amino acids. The transcript has 3 exons. The record is from RefSeq and is a predicted model, not a curated record. NCBI's taxonomy places the organism in Eukaryota, Fungi, Ascomycota, Dothideomycetes, Pleosporales, Pleosporaceae.
AUGCCUGCCACGGACGGCAUGACAACGGAACAAAACAACAAGGACGAAUUUGCUGCUGAAUACGAACUACAGACACUACAGCAACUUCCGCACGCAAAAGGCUAUCCAGCCACUGAUUGCAUAUCAUAUCCCCCUUGUCCACCCAGUCCACCCAAAGAUCUGGACAGUGCUCAUUGGAACGGCGAUCGAAUCACACAAGCGUCGACAUCCACUACACCGAUCGAGUACCCCCGACGGUUGAUCACUCCUGCAGGCUAUCAUCUUGGACCUCACGGUGAAGGCUGGCAGUCAACGAGGUCAUCUUUGUCAAGGUUCCACCAUGACUAUUCUACCUUGUCUUUGCCAAGGAGAGACAAUCUCAAGAAUAUGGGCUUCGGCGGGUGUUUGGUAGUGCCAACACCAAGGGAAAGGCCGGAUUACCAGGUUGUGGCGGAAUAUCAAGGGCUCAAGCUUGGACGCGUCAGUGACGCUGUCCCGUAUCUACUCGGCCCGCGUAGUAUAAUCGACAGAAUCCAAGCAGUCUUGGAACACGAGGCCAAGUUUCCUGCAACGAUAUAUGACGACAACUACCUAUCAGGGAAUGCAUCGCCGGAAUAUACUGACCGCGACAAGGCAUUAAUAGCCAUCCUAUCAUCCCUUCGCGUCCCAGAGUAUGUCCGGCUCGAAAAGGGGGAUUGGUAUCCCCAAGGCCUAGCCGCCAGAUUCGAUGCGCUCCUCCUCUACAAGCACACAGCCAAAAGCGGCGUCAAAACCGCCCACGUGACAAUAUCCGAGUUCCACCAGAUGGCCCAAAUCUGGCUUCUCCUGCCAAACCCAGCACUCGUGCACGGCGACUACGCAAACGUCAAGAACCACUGGAUCGACAUUGCUUCCAAGCUGCGCGAGCGCGACGUGGACAUUUCGAAAAUCGAUCUCGACCUCUACCAAGCCCUGACGCUCAAGCUGGAGGGCGAGCAGCUCGCAUCCAAGCUCGAUGAAAUUGCCCGAUGGGCCCGAGACGGUACGCUCGACCAGCGCUACGACCAAUACAUGCAGACUGUUGCAACGCAAAACACCAUGACGAUUGCGCGUAGCAUCGCAGCCGCCUCGUCAUUGUCACACACCGACGCGCGGUACUCCAAGCGCUUCACCCACAAGUAUCCGCAGGGCCACACUGCGCAGCAGCGCGGUGCCGCCAUGGAUGCGGAGCAGAUCAAGAAGCAAAAGGAGGUCGCCAAGAUGAAUGCUCUGCGGGAGAAGAAGCGCAAGAGGAGGAAUAAGUGCUUCUUUGUUGCCUUUAUGGUUUUGCUGUUUGGCGGCGCUGUGGGGUCCAUGCUUUGGGCUAUGGGGACUAGGCGCUGGGAUUUCACGCAGGGAGGUGGGCAGACGGGAUAG